Molecule: messenger RNA, 1278 nt
Organism: Thalassophryne amazonica
Lineage: Eukaryota; Metazoa; Chordata; Actinopteri; Batrachoidiformes; Batrachoididae
Gene: enkd1
Product: enkurin domain containing 1
Exons: 8
Coding region: 184-1263 (359 amino acids)
Cellular component (GO): cytoplasmic microtubule
Source: RefSeq, a predicted model, not a curated record
UGUGAACUGCAACAUUUUAAUGCCCUCUGUUCCGAAGCUUUCUGUCUGUUGUGUUUCGUUCCGUCUGUGCGCAGGGGCGUCGUUGCCAUGGUGACGACUAUUAAACCUGUUGAUACCAUUACGUCACCAGUCUGCGUGGAAAAAAAACAACGAUCUUCACGUUAACCGACCACAGAGCCUCCAAUGUGUGAGGGACCUUCAUUGAUAUCUGGGCCAAUACCCCCAGAUCCUACUCUUUUUCCUGAGUACUACAAGCGACCUGCUUCAGCUCGUGGCCGUUUGGAAGGAAACAAAGGUGGAACAUUGGCUCUGCUCACAGGGCCACUCGCCCCUGAUCCCGUGCUGUACCCUGGUUGUUAUAGUGCUCGUAUUCCAGCAAAUCCUCCUCGGGUUGGCACUAAUGCGGCACACAUAUUGGAACAAGGACAGAGAGGAAUUGUGGGGGAACUGCUCAAGCUAAAUGAUGUUUCUGUCACUCCUCUGACUCCCAAACAGAAGCAAGUGCAUAACUUUCGUAAAGAUAACGUACAGCGGCUCAGAGAGAUUCAGAGACGCUAUAAAGAACAAGAGACUAAGAAGUCACACUCCCGCCCUGUUCCAGUUAAAGCUCUCUGGAUCUCCCCCAAGUACCAGAACAUUCCAUCUAAGGUCAUGGUCCAUCUGCAGGAUGCAAGUCCAGCUGUUAAGCCACAGUGUCAAAACUUUCUCAAGGGGCACUCAAACUGCAGCUCUGCUGGCCUCCCCCGAACCAAUAGCAAUACCUCUUUGAUGGCUGGACGUCACCCAGCCUGCUGUGACACCAAACAGGACCACAACGUGGAAUUGCACGUUCAAGGUCAGGCUGUAGACUUCAUACGGCACAAUGCACAAACUGCAGGAAAAACUGUGCUGCGUCGGUCCCAGUCACUGACAAACCUCAGAGACAGGCCUGUGCCCAGUGCUGUCAAAGGACAAGUCCCUCAAUAUCUUGAGGAAAGGAAGAAGCAGUGGCGUAAAGAGGAGGAGGAGAGGAGGAAGAACACACCUGAUCCCUCCAUCCCAGCAGGCCACACACUGAUGCCAGAAAAGGAAAGACAGGAAACAUUGCAGACCCUCAAAGACACCCAUCGCUGCCUGGUCACGGAGCUGCUGUCACUGCCACUCAGAGUCGACACUUUGAACGUUCGCUCACGUCGGGCUCAUCUCGAUUGUAGACUUUCUGAGAUUGAGGAAGCAAUUAAGAUAUUCUCCAGGGAUAAAGUAUACAUCAAAUCAACUUCAUAACAUGCAAAGAGGAGA